Molecule: messenger RNA, 1045 nt
Organism: Cutaneotrichosporon oleaginosum
Lineage: Eukaryota; Fungi; Basidiomycota; Tremellomycetes; Trichosporonales; Trichosporonaceae
Source: RefSeq, a predicted model, not a curated record
GCCCUCCUCAUCUCACGGGGCACGCUCAAUGCCCUUUGCAGUUCCAUUCUCCCACCUCAGUUCUCCAUUUCUCUCCGAACGCACACGGCGGCACGCUUCCAUCCGCCCCUUCUGUGCUUCCCCCGCAGCCGCUGCACACCACCGCCUCCAUCUCCAACGCUUCAGUCGCCGGCCCUAUCACGCUGCUGACGCAGCGGCACGGCUCCGCCCCGAUCCCCAUGUGGUAGACGGCUCAAGCACGUCGUCAGCCCUCCGCAUGACGCAUGCGUGCCAACUCGCGACGUCAGCGCAUCAGCGCCAACUGCGGUUGGCCGAUGUACGCCGUGUCGUGUGGCAUGCGCGCUCGUGUCAUGCCCACAAACCACAAGACAAGACGCAAGACAAAAGCUCUUGUGCCAAACGCCUCCUCGCGCCCUCGCUCCAUUCCGAGGUUCCGAGGCUCGAGCGCCACUGCCCCCGUCCGCACAGACCCACGCCAUCCUCGUUCCACCCACUCACAACCGCAUCCUGUCCCCGGCCCACCCGAUGCCAAGAGGCGAAGCGAGAGGACAGGCGAGGUCAUAGCCGCGGUGAGCGGCGAGCAUGCGGGCGAGCAUAUGCGACAAGCGGUUGCCUCCAUGCAAAAAGUGGAAAUCAGAGGCGUCAGCUCUUGCAUUAAAGAUGUGGAUGGAAGAAUGCGCACCAUUCUUCUGUCCGAAGCGGUAAUUGAAACGUAAACAAGCUUGUGUCUCCUGAACACGGGGUUGUCCAGGUCGCGUCGCGUUGAAGGAUCGUAGGGUGCAGUGAUGAAAGGAUCCCAGGGUGAGAGGCUGGCGCCGACGGGUCAACCUGCCGACGGUUUCGGUGUGCAGUUUGGCGGCAUCAAGACUGGCGCCGUCGACUUCGGCAUGCCCUCCCGAAAUUUACAGCUUAUCUCUCCAAACGCUGGAGAUAGAGUUCAUCAUAUCUUUGCCACAUGGCAGCGUCAAGGUUUGUCACGUAGCUGCGUACGUCGGGUUGUGAGCUUCAUCGCAGGCGCCCUCCGACGACGGGUCGCCUCCAUUGC